AUGGCUGAGUCAUAUCGUCCUGCAACUGCAAGAUGCCCACCCUCUCGGCAGGUCCGGGGGACGAAGCUUAAUACUAUAAUCGAGGACUCGCGUGAGACGCAGUUUACAGAUAAGCCAGAAAGUGAUGCAGUUGGAAAUAGUCCAAAGAGUCCGACGCCGCAAUUGAAGCUCAGAACCACCGGUCUUUCGUCAUCCGCAGCUCGGUCCAAAUGUUUCUUUUCGCCCAUAUCAGCAGGUUCUGCCUCUUCCUGCUCUGAUGUGGAUUGGCAACAGCAAAUGAAGAAUUUCGAUGAUCUGUACGAUGCUAGCGAUGAUGAAUCGGAUCUUAGUGAUGAGUGCAUGUCAUACUCCAGCACCCGGCCUACGAGCUUGUCGACCCCUACCACGGGGAGAGAUUCUGUAACGUCCCCAAGCACGCGUAAGCGGUAUCCAACCCUGACCAUCCCGGCGUCAACUGCAUGGCCGUCACUCCAUGGCACCGCGCCCAAGAGCUCACCUGUUCCACCCACGCCUCCGUCCAAAAUCCCUGUUUGCCCAGCGGCUUUAUCAAUGCUUGGUCGUUCUGUUCCAGCUAUGCACGCUCCUCCCUCUCUAGAUGGUAGUAUAUCGUCGGACCAGAUGUCCAAUAUCACGUCUCCAUCGACCCCAGAUUUACAGUCACUUCCAGACACUGACUGGAAUCACCACGAGGUCCAUGUACUUCCGGACCCUGAUGAAGAUACGCAAGAUGGAGACCCGGAUGCCACCGCUGAUAUCCAGAACAUUGAGAUUUCCCUAGAGAGCGCUGAUGAGGACUGGCAGCGAUUCAUUGGAGAUUUCCCUCGAAUCCCAGGACAAUUAACGCCGACCUCUGCCCGUAUGGAAGUCGAGCCUCCAAGGGAGGAUACACCAUCUGAUACAGGAGUUUUUCUUCCCGAAGAGGCUCUGGCAACCUUGAGCUUUAUUCCGCUCAACGGAACGCCGGAACCUUGGUCUGAGACAUCAGAGGAUAAUGAAGAGAUGUGGCAGCUCGAGGGACCACCAUCACAUCAUCGCGCGAUUAAGGAUGAAACUCCUGUGUCUGGAAUGUCUGAGUAUAGCUUUAGUGGGCUCAGCAUACCUUCCCCUGGUGGAUUCUUUAAUUCGUUAGCUCCUCGCGCGCGCCACACUUGGUCUCUUCCAAAGUUCAACCAACCCCCUACAUCUGCUGCUGCCGAAAAAUUUUACAACCUGCCCUUCUCUCGAAGUGAGGGGCAGAUUGUUGAACAUGUCAUUGAUUUUCCGGAGAGAUCCAAUGAUGAACAGUUGACGGCAAUAUAUGCCCCGCCAACUGCAAUCAGGCUUUCGACGAACAUGGCGCAUCCAGAGUCUGAGACAUCAAAUAGUCCUGUGAGUGAGGUUGUGCAAGAAAUCUCUCGGCCCAUUUCAUCGUGUGAUCCGGAAGAGCAGGAGGAAACGUAUGCGGAGGAAAUUCAAAAGAAGGCACUAGCAAGUUUGGACAGGACGAGUGUUUGGCUGGCAGCACAAGCUUCAUAUCUCUCAGCACUUUGCGAGACAAAUCCUGUUAAUGCCGCUGGGGCUCAAGGGGAGUUGCAAGUUAAUGCCGAUGAGGUUACCCAGGAGGUUUCCGCGACCAAGCUUGAACGAAAGAAAUCUGUUAGAUUUUCCGCAGCAAUUCCCGAGGCACCUAGCUCGCUUCCUUCUGCUCUAGCAAGCAAAGACUCGAUUUACUGGCGAGGAUUUCGCGCUAUGCUACAGCAAUCUCAGAGCUGGGACACUUUUGUGCACCGUGGUACUCGUUUUGACGCUGUCCAGUCUAAUAGACUAGGUUUGGUUAAUUUACACACCAACUGUCUGUCCGGAAACUACGAAUUAACACGCCCUGAGCGUCCCGCGUACAGUGGCCCAUUCUCCCAGGCUCCCCGCAACUCGGUGAUUGCAUCAGUCUUGGCCGAAAAGGCCCAAUUCUCUAUGGUUGAGAAAGAGCAAUUAGUUCUUUCCCAAAUCAUGGAGCCGCUUUGGGCCAUGGAAGCCCUGAAGUAUCUCAACGGCGGCAAACUGCUUGUCAGCCCCGCAGCGAAGAGGCUUUCCAAAACUGGCAAAAAUAUGGCCACCCAAAAGAAACUGAACCAUCGGCAGGUACGGGUUCUGGACUUGGGCGGGCAUGCUUCAUGUGAAUGGGCGUGGCACAUUGCACAUGAUUAUCCAGAUAUCAAGGUCUAUACUGUGUAUACCGAGAAUCAAGCCGUCAACCACGGCAUCAAGGGCCCUAAUAAUCAUCGACAAAUUCACGUACCAAAGCUGUGGAAACUGCCCUUCCCUGACAACAAGUUUGAUGUGAUCUCAGCUCGCUCCCUUCCUGCUUUGCUCAAAACAGAGCGCCCUGUCGGAGAGCUUCAGGACGAGUAUGAUCUCUGUUUAAGAGAAUGCCGUCGUUGUCUCAAACCAGGGGGUUAUCUAGAGUUCCUCGUGAUGGACGCUGAGAUAUCACGUGCUGGACCGUACGGCUCUGCAACAUCCAUUGAGUUUUCGUUUAAUCUCAAGAUUCGAGGUUAUGAUCCCAUGCCGACGAAGCAAUUCCUCAAUCGUCUACGAAAGCAAGAUUUCGUUGGAAUCAAACGAGGUUGGAUCUACCUUCCAAUGGGAACGGAACCCUUAAAGCCCCAGGCCCUGAGGGAGACUCCCGACCCGCGAGUCAAGAGUCUUCUUGAAGGGUAUGAAGCGGUUCAAGGCCCAGUGGGAAGUACUGCGGAUGCUGCCUCCAUCACUGGUCUUCUUGGGGGUUGGAUCUGGGAACAGUGGCUACUUAAGCUGCAAGUUGAAAUGGGUCGAGAUAACGGUAAGCUCCUUGAGGGUAUCGGGAGCGUCUUCGACGAGGGGCGCAAGAAUGGAUCUGGGUGGACCUGCUUAUCGGGCUGGGCCAUGAAACCUAGACCGAUGAAGCAGUGUGCCACGCCAAACAGUCCAGGCAUGCUUUGA
Aspergillus ochraceoroseus IBT 24754 is the source of this 2958-nucleotide messenger RNA. RefSeq lists its product as uncharacterized. Bases 1 to 2958 code for a protein of 985 amino acids. Gene Ontology annotation, molecular function: S-adenosylmethionine-dependent methyltransferase activity. The record is from RefSeq and is a predicted model, not a curated record. NCBI's taxonomy places the organism in Eukaryota, Fungi, Ascomycota, Eurotiomycetes, Eurotiales, Aspergillaceae. The transcript has a single exon.